GGGCACUGAAGCGGUGACUGGCAUCGAGACUGACAGAUGCUUGAAUGGAAAAGCCUGUAAUUGGAUGAGGUGGGUGGAUCCACGGGGUAAAGCGGGAUUAUGUCUGAGCAUCAGAUAAUCAGAUUAUUCCCGAAACAGAGCUUGUUUUUUUAACUACCUCAACGUAAUCUGUCACACAAUGUCAUGCCUCGACUCCUGGACUACUGCACCUUCAACAGAUUUACUCUAUUCUGCUUUGUGAGAACCUAAACUUUUUUUAGGUCUCAGUAUUGACCUCUCAAGUAUCGGACCUCAUGGCUUUUCCGGCUUCUGACGGAUGUGUCCGAGGAAAAGGACUGAGAAGCUGAUCUUCUUGUGUUGUGUAAAGACAGUAUGGGGUUGGAUGUACGGCUUCAGUUCACCAUGUCUUUAAAAUGUGCACUCUUCACAACAUUCCUCUUUAUUCUGCCUGUCAUAUGCAUUAAAGACGUACUCAACCCGACAAACCUGCUGAGUCCACCGAAGCAGAAUUCUGGGAUGAGGACUUUAUUUGAAAUGGAACAACGUCGAAUCAAACGGUCAGAGUUCUUCCACUCUGAGGUGAAGGUUUGUCCUCAGGAAUCAGUGAGAGAUGUCAUAGCAAGUCACCAAGCGUACUACACACUGAGAGUUUGCCAGGAGGCCGUGUGGGAGGCUUUCCGGAUCUUUCUGGACAGAAUUCCCAGCAGUUCCGAGUAUCAGAAAUGGGUUCACACGUGCCAGCAUGAGUCCUUGUUUAUCUCUGAUCUGGCCAUAAACUUCAGCAGUUCUCAGGAACACAUCGACAUGGUUUACAGGAGGGUGAAUCUGAAUAAUGAACAAGUAAAAGAACAAACAGUAACCAAAAAAACAGUAACAGAUGAAGCACAAAGAACAGAAGGUCCAGAGAAAGACCAGACUGAACCAGAAGUAGAUGAAUCUGCACCCACAGCUGAUUCUACUGCUGAACCUAUUGAAUAUGUUACUGAACCAACUGAAUCCAUCACUGAACGUAUUGAAUCUAUCACUGAACCAACUGAAUCUAUCACUGAAUCUUCACAAACUUCUAUUGAAUCUAUGGAACCUACCGAAUCUACUGAUUCCACUACUGAAUCUACUACUGAAACUUCAGAAUCUACUACUGAACCUUUUGAACCUACCGAAACUUCUGAACCUACCGAAUCAACGGAAUCUACUGAAUCUACUUCUGUCGACACUCCUACAGACAGCUCUUCUGCAUCACAGGAGUCAGAGCUUCCAAAUAUAGUUCCCGAGCAGCCGGUUCAUCAGGUCAUAGAGUUCAGCAUCACACUGAUGGAUUCUGGGUACCAAGAGAUACUGACAGACACAGAUUCACCUCAGUUUCACGAUCUGUCACGACAUCUCCAGGAGCAGAUGCAACAUGCUUUUGAAGGCAUACCUGGAUUUAUUGAUGUACAGGUGUUAAAGAUUAGUGAGACUAAAGCUUCUGAGAGGGUUGGAAGAAUAUCAGUGGCCUAUACAGUGGUUUUUGAGGCCCUCACAGCAAACAUUGCUGAGGAAAGUUCAGACACAGUUGUUUCGUUUGCAGGACAUAGCGUGAAGGAUACGGUAGUUAAAGCUCUCAGGGAAAAGGCAUCUCUUCUCGAUCUGAACUCGUUGACAUUUGACACAGGCAGGAAACCUUCCACAACAUUGAUGUCCGUCACCAAGGUUUCUGAAGACAUCAUAACUGAGUCCUCCGAUCAAGAUUCAAGCAAAGACCUUAGUUCUCCAACACAAGGAACCAAAGUUUCUGUUUCAUUGGAUGGUUAUGAUAAUGCUUUGGAUUCAACAAUGGCUUCAACUUUCGCCCCAACCAUAACAAUGAAACCAACAAUGGAACCUGAGAAUAAAGCGGUCAUUAUACACACGCUUGAAACUGUUCAAGGUGAAACAAGCGAACUCAUAACCGAAUAUCUACCGGCCCCACCUGUAGAGGGAGCUCCUAGUGAGGGAGACAGCAAAACAAUUCUCACUACAGAUGAAGACAACAAUCUGACUCCAUCAGCUUCAGAUAAUCUCUCACUAGCUCCAAGUGAUGAACUGCUUGGGACAACACUGAACCCUUCACCAGACAGCGACUUUAAUAUAAAGACCAUACCAGAUGACAUUAUAUUUAACCUAGUAACCACCACCCACAUUUUGUUCACCACUGCAACGACGGUUACUCUAAAGACUGAGGAACCCAAGUUACCUUUCACCACUGACUCCAGCAUCACCCUGCAACCGUCAACUGAGCCAAAUGAUUUCUUACCCGAUGUGACAGAUUCUAAUGAAAUUCCGGAGGUGCCACAACCAGUGAAUCCUGUAAUGGCAGAGAACGAAGAGGACACUGAAGUGGUGUUGACUGAACCAGAAAAUGAGACUACGUCUGAAGUUGAUAUACUCACGGUUGAGCCUGUAGAGGUAACUGAACCAGAAGACAAUACUGUGAAUUCUGAUGAUCAGGUGUUAGGACCUGCAGAAGUGACUGUAGCAACAGAGUUUCUAGUUGAGUAUGACACAUUACAACCAGUUUUGGUGGAACCAGAGGAAGAUAAGACUGUAAAAUCAAGCAAGCAGGAUGUAGAGGAACAAAAGGAGGAGAUUGUUGUCAUAGAACCAGACAACGAGGAAAAUAAGGAACAUAAAACCAAUGAAGAGGUUGAAGAUGCUGUUGAGAUAACUGAUCCAAUGGGCACAACUGAAGUAUCGCAACUUGAAGUACCGCAACUUGAAGUACCUCAUUUAAUAGAACCUAAAGAAGUGGAUGGAGAUGUUGUGGAACUUCAAAGAGAGACUCAUGGAUCAGAACUGGAACAGAUCAACACUGAAGAACAUGAUUUGGGGAUGGCAAGUGAAGUACCCAAAUCUACUGAACCUCCUGUAUAGAUGAUCAAGAUUGAACCACCAAGGAUUUCUGUGACAGACACCUACCCCGUUGAGCACAUUGACUAUGAUCAGCCUGAAGAAACUCAAAAUCUGCCUGUUGGGCCAGCUGUCAUUGCUCAACCGGAGUUGGACAUCAGUAAGCCUGAACCUGAGUUUAUAGAGGAAGCUCCAGAGAUUCCAUUCAUUGUUCCAGAGGGCAAGACUGUAGAACCAGAGGAGACUGUGGCUGAUGUUCAAUCUACUAUAUCAACUGCAACAGACUCUUUACCUGAAAUGAUCACUGCACCAGAUUCAAAGGAAGAUAAAGACUUUCUAAGUGAGGAGCCAGAGAUCUCACAUACAGACACUAAAACAGACAAAGUCCCUGUAGAACAUACUGACGAGACUGUAUCACAACCUGCUGAGACACUUGCGGCCCUUCCAUCCUUGACAACUUUAACUGAAGACCAUUGACUUCUUGAAGCAGUUUUUACAGAUGAAUCCGUGCUCACUUCAACACCCGUCAAAGAGGAAUAUGAUUCUCCAACUGAAAAAACACAAUCACCUGUUGUCCAGGCCACUGUACCUGCAGAGCUGGACAAUGUGCACAAUGUGGAAACUGAGGAACCUAUUCAUUUGAAAGACUUGGAUGUAGUAAGUACAGAGACCAUUGACUGGUUGAGUUAUGACGUUACAUAUUCUUUUCCAGAUGAAGAACGUCCCUUGAUGACAACAAGGGCACCAUCACUCAAGUACAUGACAACUCCCUCAAUGACCACAGCUAGCAACAGCAAAGAGCUUGUUGUGUUUUUUAGCUUGCGUGUCACUAACAUUGUGUUCUCAGAAGAUCUUUUUAACAAGAACUCUUCGGAAUACAGAUCACUGGAAAACCGAUUUAUUGAACUGCUGCUCCCUUAUCUACAGUCUAACCUAACAGGCUUUAAGCAGUUUGAGAUCCUGAACUUCAGAAAUGGAAGCGUGGUGGUCAACAGCAAGGUGAAAUUCGGCAAAUCCGUGCCUUACAACGUCACUCAGGCUGUCCAGUGCGUCCUGGAGGAAUUCUGUGAUGCUGCAGCUCGACGCUUGGACAUAAAGAUCGACAGUCAUUCUUUAGAUAUAGAACCAGCGGAUGAAGCGGACCCCUGCAAGUUUCUCGCCUGUAACGAAUUUUCCAAAUGCACGGUGAACCUCUGGACAAAGGAAGCGCAAUGUUUGUGUGAUCCAGGCUACAUGACGCUGGACGGAUCGCCAUGCCAGAGCCUCUGUGUUGUCCAGACGGAUUUCUGUCUCAAUGGAGGAGAGUGUGAGAUUGUGCCAGGGCAUGGUGCCGCUUGCAGAGAGCGAGAGCAGACCACCAUACCAGGCCUGACCAGUUAAUUUCAGACGAUUUCUACAUUUAUCACUUUUAUCAGAGAUGGGACGUGUGCUUGUCCAGCCAUGAAAAGAGGUUUAGAUGUAUGUACAUCCCAUAAUCCUACAAACCAUGACGACUUCAGAACAAGAGGCCAAAUGUCUAGAACAGAUAAUGAAUUCUACAUGCAGUUUACUGAACGUUUUACGUGUCAUUCUCAUGGAAACAUUCAGAAACUCACUGAUAUUUCAGAUGGAAAUGUUUGAAGCUGCAGACAUGAGAUGAUUCUUCGGUCCUGUGAUAAAGAAUGCACUCAUAAUGCGUUUUACUUUUAUAAUCUGUUCUUUAGUCGGGGAAAUCAUUGUGAUGUGAUGUAGGAAUAGAAUUGAUCAAAUAUCUUGAAUGCAUAUUGAAGACAUUUUGUAUCUUUUUAGUGUGGUCGCAGUGAAAACAAACCUUUACAAACAGAUUCAUGUUAUGAGACGACGGAUCAUUAUGAAAAACGACUCAAUUUUGACAACUAAGUAUUGCGAUGGUUAAAUCAAGAUUGAGUUGGAAUAUUUAGAUUAAUGCUUAUAAAUGAGUCAUUUGUAAACUGAUAACACAAAUUAUAUUUUACAAUUAUUUUUGAAAAAUACAUUUUUAUAAAAUGUCAAUUUGCAGGCAGACUAAGAUGAUUCUUGUAAUAAUGUUCUUUUAUUAGUAUUAUUAAGUAUUAAUUAGUUAUUAGUAUUAUUAAGUAUUAAUUGGUUAUUAGUAUUAUUAAGUAUUAAUUGUUCUAGUAUUAGUAUUAUUAAGGAAGUGAAUCCCUGAUCAGUUUAGAUUGAUUUAGAAAAUGCUUUUGACUGGAAGCGAAACCGGAUAUAAAAUCUCUGGGUAUUUUUGUGUGUGUAUGUAUAUUCUUAUGGAAAAACUCAUGGCAUCACAUGACA
Molecule: messenger RNA, 5151 nt
Organism: Triplophysa rosa
Lineage: Eukaryota; Metazoa; Chordata; Actinopteri; Cypriniformes; Nemacheilidae
Product: interphotoreceptor matrix proteoglycan 1
Exons: 17
Biological process (GO): visual perception
Source: RefSeq, a predicted model, not a curated record